UCUUCUUGCAUGGCGCUCCUCUCCAAAAUAUUGCGAUGGAGGGCGCGAUCGCGCGCGCGAUUCAGCUCUUCGGCAUCCGGCGCCACCGCUGCCGCGGCCGCCGAGGAAGAAUCUGUGGCGCGGGAGCGGCAGCCGGCGGGAUCAGCAGCGGGCAAAGCUAGGUCUUUUCUUCCCGGCGCUACAGUCGCGACACUGGCGAUGGUCGCAGUGCUGCAAGGAAAGAGAAUUUACGAGGAGAAACAGAUGGAGCUUGCGAUACAAAAUGGAAUCGAGCCAGAGUUUUCUCCAGACACCAAGGCCUCGUUUCUACGACUGUUGCCACUGCGCUUCAUCUCUCGUGUCUGGGGAUCGAUCUCGUCGAUUAACUUGCCUACGUGGUCACGACCUUAUGUGUACAAGGGCUGGGCUCGAGCGUUUCACACAGACCUGGACGAGGUACCUCUGUCUCUGGAGGAGUACUCCUCGCUUCGCGAGUUUUUUGCCAGAGGACUGAAAGCAGGAGCACGGCCGAUCGACACUCGAGAAAACUGUAUGCUGAGCCCUGUGGAUGGCAUAGUCACGAGGUAUGGCCGUGUUGCGCAACCGGGAGCGAAGGUAGAGCAAGUGAAAGGAUUUACGUACUCGCUGUCUGCUCUCCUUGGCUUUGAGCCGAAUCCGAUAAAGACUGCAGCGGCACCAGAAGAAAAGAAAUCGUCCCGAAGUAUAUUUACAUUCUGGCGGUCACCAGGCACUGACAAGCGGCCCAAGGAAGUGAGGCCCCCUCGCGCACUUUUCUAUUGCGUUUUGUAUCUGGGCCCUGGAGAUUAUCACCGCGUGCAUUCUCCUUCCAACUGGUGCAUAGAGAAUCGGCGUCAUUUCUCAGGAGAUCUGUAUCCUGUCAAUGCGCGUGCCGCCAGGACAAUUAAGAAUCUCUAUGUUGUCAAUGAGCGAAUUGUGCUGGAAGGGGAAUGGCAGGAGGGACUCAUGUCCAUGGCUUUAGUCGGAGCAACGAACUGUGGCUCGAUUGAGCUAAAGUUCGAGCCAGAUUUGAAGACAAACAUCCCCAAGGCAGAGUCGUCAAUCAAAGAAAACUGUGGCUACUGCAUAAGAAAGGGUGACGAGGUAGCCACGUUCAACCUUGGAUCAACUGUGGUGAUGGUGUUCGAGGCUCCAGGGGAAGUGGAAGAUCUUUUCAAGGUCCUAGACAAUCCUUACCAGGGCUUUAACUUCACAGUCGAGAAGGGCCAGAGGAUCAAAAUGGGCCAAGCGCUCGGUCAGUGGUAACCAGGUAACUUGAUACAAAUUUUGCUAGACAGGACUGUGAAUAGCUAGCUAGCUAUCUCAUGCGAGUGAAGUGCUUCUAAACUUUCAAACAAAUCUGGUUUCUAGUGCGCCUCUA
Selaginella moellendorffii is the source of this 1378-nucleotide messenger RNA. Its product is annotated as phosphatidylserine decarboxylase proenzyme 1, mitochondrial. The transcript has 12 exons. Gene Ontology annotation, biological process: phosphatidylethanolamine biosynthetic process. Gene Ontology annotation, molecular function: phosphatidylserine decarboxylase activity. Gene Ontology annotation, cellular component: mitochondrion. The coding region runs from base 10 to 1263 and encodes 417 amino acids. Lineage: Eukaryota; Viridiplantae; Streptophyta; Lycopodiopsida; Selaginellales; Selaginellaceae. The record is from RefSeq and is a predicted model, not a curated record.